Molecule: messenger RNA, 7473 nt
Organism: Colius striatus (speckled mousebird)
Lineage: Eukaryota; Metazoa; Chordata; Aves; Coliiformes; Coliidae
Gene: TRUB1
Product: TruB pseudouridine synthase family member 1
Exons: 8
Coding region: 30-890 (286 amino acids)
Biological process (GO): mRNA pseudouridine synthesis; tRNA modification
Cellular component (GO): mitochondrion
Molecular function (GO): RNA binding; pseudouridine synthase activity
Source: RefSeq, a predicted model, not a curated record
UGGCCCGGCCGGCGGGGCCUGUCGGGAGCAUGGCUGCCAGGGAAGCGGGUGGCAGUAUGCUCGGCAGGUCCGCCGAGAAGCUCUUCUCUUUGAGCGGGCUGUUCGCCGUGUAUAAGCCCAAGGGGCCCACCUCGGCCGGCGUGCUCAACCUCCUGAAGGAGAGGCUGCUGGCAGAAGCUGGUGUGCAAACAAAUGGGAACAAAAGAAAUAAGGUUUUGAAAAUUGGACACGGUGGAACUUUGGACAGUGCAGCAGCAGGAGUUCUGGUGGUUGGUAUUGGAAAAGGAACAAAAAUGCUGAAAACUAUGUUGGCAGGUUCCAAGAAGUACACUGCCAUUGGACUGCUGGGCAAAGCUACUGAUACAUUAGAUGCUACAGGAAAAGUAACUGAAGAAAAACCUUAUGACCAGAUAACAAAAGGAGAUCUUGAAAAUGUGCUGCAGAAGUUCACAGGAGACAUAAUGCAGGUUCCUCCACUCUAUUCUGCUUUGAAGAAGGAUGGAGAAAGGCUGUCAACUCUGAUGAAGAGAGGAGAAGCAGUUGAAGCAAAGCCUGCUCGGCCAGUAAGAGUGUACAGCCUCUCUCUCCAACACUUCCAGCCACCACUCUUCACGCUGGAUGUUGAAUGUGGUGGUGGCUUUUACGUCAGGAGCCUGGUCAGUGACAUUGGCAAAGAACUCUCUACAUGUGCCACCAUGCAGGAGCUGACCCGGACGAAGCAGGGGCCGUUUACGCUAGAGGAGCAUGCCCUUUAUGAAGACAAAUGGACAAUUGAUGAAAUUGCACGAUCCUUAGAGCAUUGCACAUCUCUUCUCCCAGGAGAGCUAUCUCAUAAAAGAUUGAAGACAGAGCAUCCUGGUGAAACUGCUGUGAGCUGUGAAGAUAAGUGAUAAGUUGGGUCAAGGAAAAAGACUGAAUGAUUGAGACAUUUUAAGAUUGGAUUGGGAUUGUCUUGCCUCCUGUGUAAAUUUACAAGUCUGUGCUGGGAGAGUGACAAACUGCAGUGUGAAAAAAAAUGGUUCUUUUGUUUUCUGAUGUUAGAACUUGUACUGAAAGUAUCCAGUGCUUGCUGUUUCCUGAUCAGUUUAUUUCCCUUCUUGCACACUGUAAGUGGGUCUGUCACUGAUGGCAAAUCUUCAUAAACUUUCAAAGAACUUGCGGGGUGUGUGUAAUAUAUCUCUUGUUACUAACUCCUCAAUAAAAAAACCAACUCUUAAGGUUUACUAAACAUGCUCCAAAAAACCCAUCUUUUCUUUUUACUGUAUAACUGCUAAUGGAAUGCUAAAAUGUUACUGUGACAAGACUGUCAUAGCUUCAAGAAUGUGAGGGGGCAGUUCUUGAAAUCCAUUUCAGGAAGUGUCCUUUUUACUGUAGUUUUUCCUAUGCAGAUUGGUCAUACAGUCAAAUGUUAUUCAGAAUACAUUCAUGCUAGAUCUCUGAAAGGUGCAGUCAUCGUUACAGGUGUACACAUCUUAUCCUGGUACAAUGUCAUAGCUGUUGACUAUCCAUAAUAUAAAGUAUAGUUAACUGUUAGAACCUCCAUAGGACUUAUGGCAUUUACUUUUGCCAUCUGUGUAUUGCUUGAGCUGUCUCCAGUGAUUUGGGUAGAAGGCUGAGGUGCUUCUGUGCUGUGACUGCUUUGGUCCUGAUUAGUUGCGUGGGCAACAGAGAGAUUCACCAUCGGAUCCUAUCUGAAACCAUUUUCAUUCACUGUGGCAGUGAAGGCCUUUUCCAUAGUUCAUGCAGUCAACAGAAUUUGAUUGCACUGAUUUUUUUUCACCCCUGCUUCCCUUGGGAUUUUCAAAAUGACUAAAAGACAUUGGUUUGAGAAUGCUAAAAGACCUUGUUUCCAGGUGUGUAAUGAACUGUGCUAAAAGGACUUCCCUGUGUGUCUCCAUACAAGUUGGUAGCAGCUCUGUUUUCCUCUUGUCAGAAUGAGAAACAUGAGGAGUAGUUGAAGCAUGUGAAUGGUAUCUGAGAGAAAGCCUUGCUUUUGAAAAUGCCACUGGAAUAUCACCAGAGAGGAAGGAAGGGUCUGGCUGUUGUUACAGUUCUAUGCUGCUGCUGGCCAAGUGGCCUGGUGGGGCUUUGUACAGCUGCUGCACCUUUGAGUUUUAUUUCUGGAGUACAGGGACUUGGCUGUUACUCUAAAGUGACUAAAUUCUGUAAACCCAAGAUUUUGUGCUUACGUUAGGGUGUGUCUUUUAGAGAAAGACAUGAAAAUUUCAUUUAAUGACUCUAUGAUAAUGGAUUUAAUACUUUCUCUGGUAAGUUAUCUUGAUACCUAAUCACCUCCAUUACUUGAAAGAAGUGCUUUAUUUCCAGCUUGGCUUGAAUCUCCAUGUGCUGCAUUUUAUGUUUUGGUCUGCACCUCACAAAUCCAAUUGUAUCUGUUUACUUGUAUUAUGUGAAAUCAUUGAUCAAGAUCUAACUUCACUUUCAAUCUAAGAAAUGGAGUAAAUAUCCUGAAGUUUCUUGUUGCAGGAUACAUUACCAGAUUCUACAGGGAUUUUUUUUGUUUUCUAUAUAAGAAACUGAAGUCUAUGCAAGAUUAAUGAAGCUUUUGUUUAAAGGGAGAAUAAAGUUUAUGUUUUAUAGUUCAGUAAACAGUUUUCUUCUUUUGUAUAUUCUUAUAAAGAACUUAAGGGAAAUGUUGAAAAUAUUGCAAGCAAGUUGAAAUGUUAGAGCACUGUAGCAGCUGCAUAUUUAAUGUAUGAUGUGGAUGAAGUAACCACUGUGAGAAAUUGUUAUUUCAGAGGUGGGAGAAAAGAGUUGGGUUCACUUAAGAGAACAGUAGAUUUUUAGCUGUUGCUUUUCAGGGUGCAUUUUUUGGUACUUUGGAUAGAAACAGAGAAGAAAGAGAUUAUCUAUUUCCUGAAAGAAAUCAAAUAAAGCAGAAAAUGUCAUUUUCCAGUGUACUUAUCUUGAGUGAUCAAAGACAUUGAUUGAAACACAGCUUCUCUUACUGUGUAAGUCUGUAUUUUUGCAAGGACCUAGUUUCCAUUAUCCCAGUGGCCUUCUAGAUUAAGUUCUCAUUUGUCUUUCUGCUUUUUCAUUUUUAAAAAAAGGCCCAGUAGAUAUAAUUUCAUCUGCAGGGAUUUGUUUCUUUAAAAAUUAGUGCAACUAAGAAAUCUUUCUAUUAAUAGGGUACAUUUGUAUACAGUGUUGUGAGUGUCUAGCACAUUUUUUUCUCUCAUCUGUUUGCUUAAUGCUCACCCUGGCUUUCUUGCUAUUCCAUGUAAGACCCUCUGAUACUUCUCAUUUCAUGAGGAAAAUUGUAUUUUCAUCACUUUUUAGGUUAGCUUGCAACUGGGCUGUUGUAAUUAUUGCUAACAGAUCUGUGAUCCUGAGAAGUCAGGUUCUGUUCCGUAGCCUAGUCGCUAGAGAAAAAUAAAAUGGCAAUCAAAAGAAAGCAUUCUGUUGACAUCAGCAAAUUUUGAGUUAGGCUGCAAGUCCUAAUGCCAUAUGGAAAGUGUUAGGGGGAGAAGGAAUGCAGCUGUGCACAUUCAGGAAUCUCCACAAGGUGUGUAGCUAGUGUUUCUAAAGACUGGAGGUCUCUUUCAAUUUACAAAUGCAACUUCCCUCAGUGCUUUUAUUCCUCUAGCAAGUAGAGAGGCUUUCACCAGCUGUAGCUAGACUUUUUGUUUCCUAGGGUGACUCAUCUUCCCCAGUGCUAGCUUCUCUUGCCUUCAGAGAUAAGGCAGAACUUCUUAGUUUCAAAUUAAUGGUGAACUUCUGCCCACAUAGGUUGUGUUGAACCACAGAAGCUACGUCACUUACAGGUUGGGUAUGAAGUAUGUUUGGUUGUGAUUGUAAAUGGCUGGAAAGCACACAAGGCUAUGGCAGACAGCAGAUAGGUGUUCUUAGAAGACACAAUGUAAGGAGCACAUGAACAAGUUAUGCAGUAAGUUUGUUUUAUGACCGCUGGUGAGUAUCAGCCCCAUCCCAGCCCUGAUCAAUUGAGCCAUCUUUUCAAACAUUCAGACUCUGGCUACCUCCCAUUGUCUUUCCUAGGAGCUUGGCGUCACUUGCAUGCUCUUUCCUGGGUACUUUGUGCUUUAGGGGGUCUCUGUCCCUUGAGAUGUUAGUCCCAGUGAGCUGUAAAAGUACUGAAAAAUCUAGAAAUACCUUUUUUUAGAACUGUUUUAAUAAGUGCUUAACCCAGUAUCUUGAAACUAGCCAGAUCUGGAAGUAAGUGUAGUGUUCCCAUGGAAACCUAGGGAAAUAAGCAUUUUAACUUGUUUAUUCUUAUUAAUGCUCGUGUCCCUGAGAUACCAGCCUUCAGAAUUGUGCCACAUCCACAGAAAAAUGGAGGCUUUUCCAGAACAAGAUAUCCUGGAUCUUCAUUACUGACAGUCACGAUGUCUCAGCAUUAAGGGCUAUUUAGAGUGAGAGGAAAAGUGGGUAUGCAGUAUUUCUGAGACUAGUAAAAGAGUUAGUACAGAGUAGAGUGCUUGGAUGAGACAGAGGGUAGUUAAUAGGAAUUUUAUGGUACUCUGGCCAGAAAAUAUGCAUGUCUCUGUGAUUUACCACUUAAAAUAAAUCUGUGACACAGACUGAAGGAUUGGUCUCAUUUUAAUGAGCACUGUUCACGGGGAAGGGCUGGGUACAAAAGCAUGUCUUGCUUUUUGAGCUGAAUAUUGUCUGUCUUGACUUUGGCCUUCUGAUCUUUAGUCCAUAGUAAUAUGCUACUGUCCCUGACUGCCUCCAGUGCUGAUGCUGCUACAGUGAGAUUGACAAGGGCUUCAUGAUUUGUCUCCUCUUUCUUCCAUAUUUAAAUGGUGGGUUUUUUUCUGUGCACUUGAUAAUGUAUUUCUGCUGCCAACGUGUUGAGCACUUUCUAAAUGUUUUUUAAGCAAAAUCAAUAGAAUCUUCUCUUUGAUAUUAAUCAAGUGUGAGCCAUUAGCGAAAUAGUCUAGGAGGGCCUUCAUCAAUGCCUCAGCAUUUAGCGUCUUACCCUUCAGUUGUGUUUUUGAUUUAUGUGUUUAUUAGCAGAAAAUGAAGGCAAACUUUUAAUAACUCACCAAAUUUUGGGAUACCCCAGGGUUUUGUUUCUGAGUAUAAUUGAUGGUGAAGUUGCUAUUCUGGGUGUGAGAUUUUAAUGUCUGGGGUCAUUCUGUUUGCUUGGUAGAGUCAAGGAAUCAGUUGGCAACAGUAUUAAUUUUAUUGAAAGGCCUUAGAGAGAUGAAAUGUUGAGUGCAGGUGUGUAGGUGACAGUGUGACUACAACAUGCAGCCAGAGGGAAUUACAGAGGCAGUGAGCCAGCUUGGGUAUGGUGACUGUCCCUGUUAAAAAGCAGACAUUGUUUUUAACAGCCAGGGCUUUAAUUUGCUGCCUUGAGAGACCUGGUUAAGGAAAUGACCAAUACUUUAGAGCAUGUCAAACGAGCAGGUUUGUCAUCUGGGUCAGGGACAUCAUCUGGAUGCUGAUAUCUCCAUUCUGGGUGAUGAGAUGGUGUAUCUUUUCUUACUGUUGCCGAGAUCAGCUGCUGAGAUUGAAUAAGUGUUGACCAGGCCAAACAAGAAGUUGGCAAUUAAGAGAGGAUAGUUUCAGUGCUCAGGACAAAAAAACUGGACUAUAUUGCAAGAGGAAAAACAUAAUUUUUUCCAGUUGAGUGUUUGGGGAAGCAUUGGAGACACUGCCAUGGCUCAGAGAAAGUGUUAGCAUGGCUGCCUGGGAGAACACUGAUGUUUUUGGUAUGAGUGUUAUGAACUUUAAUCCUCUUCCCUCCUCACCUCUAGCUCAGAAAAAUGGAGUUAAAGCAGCAGCCUCUCCCUGCCUUUUCCAUGUCACAUUGCUGUGUGUUGUGGAUGCUGAAACAAUCCUUAUGCUUAGCCUCUGGGCAGCGAAGGGGCUGGUGUAGCUGGCCCCAAAAGUCAUCAGUAACUGAAAAUGAGUAGAUCAAGAAAUGAGGCAAUGGAAUUUCUAAUGUAAGCACAAAAUACUCUUCCACUUACCAGAUGUAUUCAUCUUGGGUUACAGCUCUGAGCCUGGCCUUUCCACUUUGCAUCCCAUUAACUUAUCUAUUGUUUGAGAUUGUUCAUCCAAAAACUCUAUCAUCCUCUGUCUGGAACUGCUUUCCAGGUGCAUGCGGGCCUUGGGAUGGAGCGAAAAUGCUGGGGUGACAGGAAAGCUGGUUAACAAGGCAGAAUGACAGGAAAGCUGGUAACAAGGCAGAACUGAAAAGGAUAAGGUGUGUCUGCUCUGUUUCUUACCCUGCCCUUCUAGUGCUGCUUCCCUGGGAUAUUGGAUUAUUUUAGCUAUUUCAGAAGCAAGCACUUUGAAGUCAGAUCUGCAGCUGAGUGCAUGCAUGAAAAACAAAGCACAUAAUUUCACAGAUGUCACACUACUUUUUUAGUGGCUUCAGAACGUGAAUGUUACAGCUUUUUAAAAGGAGGGGGUAGAAAAGGAAUGACAAGAGGUAAAUGCAUGUUUCAGUGGUUAAGUUUUUUGAGACAGAUGAACUCAUUUUAGGUAAUCAUGUAAGAAAUUACAUGGAGUAUUUUAAUGGAGAAAAGGCAAAGAGAAAGGACACAAUUGUUGCUACCUUUUCUGGUUUUGGGGCACAUAAAACAAUUAGCUUAAAUACACCAUUUCUAAGCUUAAGAAGCUUUUAUGUGGGAAUACAUGAGGGGUUGUUACGAUAUGCUGAUGUGAAAAAAGGCAUUUAUUUUCAUUUCAGCAAUUGAAAAGAUAGUCUUCUAGGAUGCCCUUCAAAAGGCAGUGCUUUGUUUUGCUUAUAUUGCAUUGUCAACUCCAUAGCAUAACUUACUCUUUUGUGAGUGGUGUGCUCAUAUUAAACCAUUUCCCGCAGCUGGCUUUCCUAAAGGUCAACAAAACUGUUCUACAGAUACCUAGUAGGCAUUCUCAGUAUAAAUGGAACAUUGUGUGCAAACACUAAAUGUAUUUAGAAAACAAGAUUAAUUGUGUGUAAUCUUUGCUAUGCAGAUUGCUCUUUCAGUAAAACCUUACCCAGGCUGCAUUAAACCUGGCUGCUGCUCUGCUGUGUUGCUUUCUACACAGUUUCUUCUUUACACUCUGAUUUGACAAAGGGCACUGGCAGUCUGUUGAUUUCUUGUCCAGGUGAUUAAUUUCACCCAGCUGCUGCUUGUACACAGAGAGAUUACAGGCUUUACCUUCUGUAUUAACUAGUUGUGAUUUCCUAGUACUGUGCCCUGCACAUCUGUCAGAGGCUGCCUCAGCAGUGCUGGCAGAAAGCAGCAUCUGUCCCAUUCAUUGCCUGGCUUGUGAGUGCCCAUGGUGCAAAUUCUUAAAGCACAUGACUCUUUUUCCUGACCUCACUGAGAGAACUCCUGCCCUUCCUUACUAAAUUAUGUAAACUAUUACUCACUGAAUUAAGGCCUGACAUAUUUUGUUUUCACCCAUCAUGGUUUUUGCCUUUUUUGUUCCUUUUAGCAAUGCAAACUGAUGGAUUGAAAAAUUGUAAUUUUUGGUUUUUCAGGAGGAAAAAAA